GAAUCAUCUAUAAACAAUUCUGUCAUCAUGGACCGAAAUUCUGGUGGCGAGGAAGGGGAAGUGGACGCAACGGAUGUUGAUGGCUUGGAUGAAAGUCGCAAAUUGAUUCGAGAAUUACGUCAAAAAACCAGAGCACAAUCACAACAAAUUAUUGCCUGGAGAAGAGCAUAUAAAUUGCAGGAGACCUUAGUCUGGCGUUUGCAACGAGAGAAGGCCGACCAGCUUAAAUUUUUAUCUUCAAAGUUACUCUUAUUUGAAUCAAGACUAAUUAGAAAACAGAAAGACAUAUCAACCUUAUUAACUCACCGCGAGAGCAUUAUACAUCGUCAACAAAGGAUAAUAGAGACCAUUGUAAAUAGAUUAGUCGAUAAUGGCUUAGAGCUCCCUCAUCGUGAUUUAUCAGAACUCGAUACAAAUUUAUUAGACUUGGAGUCAUUAAAUGAUUCUGAUAGCGCUGUAGUAAUGGAAGAUGUCGACUCUGAUAGCAAUGUGACGCAUAUUCCCAGGUUUCGUUCUACGAAUGCAGAGGGUGUAACGGUGGUUAGGUCUGUGUCGGAUGCUAUUGAUCCCAAUUUAAAGUACACUGCCCGUCGAUCCAAUGGAUUUUUGAGACGCCCCGAAAUAUUGGAAACUGUAUAUAGCGUUGAAGAGGAUGGCGAUAACGAUACCCAAAGCGAAAACAAAAUAGAUGCUAUGAGAAAGCGGGAUGCAUUUGCGUCGCAACGUAGUGAAAAAGCAGUUCCGCCCGUUGAAGAACAGUUGGAAUUAAAUCGAGUAACAGAAUGUGGUGAACCUGUUAGAGAUUGGGCCUACAACUGUACUAUAAAAACAGACGAGACGGAGAAAGUGGCCACCGGAACAAAUCAAGUCACAACUUAUAAUAGGGUCAUGUCAAAUCACAGAUCCGUCACAAAGCCGAAGGAUGUGAAAUAUAAAAGGAUAAAUAAAGCUAAAUCCAAAAGUUUAGAAGAGUUACGAGGGCGUCUGAAAAAUUGGGUGGAACAAGGAAAUAAGACAGUGUUAACAGUGACUCUGAAUAUUAAUCUGUAAACAUACAAAGCAAAUAAUGAGAAUAUGCUACAUAGUCAACUAUUGAAUUGUACCAGCUGAACUUUUACUAUACCUACUCUAUUAACUUUAGCUAGGUACUAAAAAUCAGAAUAGCCAUAACUACCUACUAACGUUAUGUUCAAGGAUGUUGGAACCUUCUUCAACGGUUACAAUUGUGAAGAAGUAAUGUUACUGUAUUCGUAAUAAUGUGGAUAUUGCCAAUGGUACCUAUAUACAAGAUUAAUAUAAAAUACAUAGCAAUUUUAACUUUUGCUGCACCUUGCUAAUACUACGGAAGACGAUUCAUCUCGUAAGCCAGUUUGUCUAUGCAGUAUAAUUUGUUAUCCGUAAACAAAUAUUAUAGUAAGCUAUUUUAUUUUCAUGUCAACGUGCUAUUUACCUACUCCUGUGGUUAUUUAACAGUAGAUAAGUUCCCAGUUUGAAAUAGCCGUUUUGCUAAUGUUUGAGAAAAAUAAGAACGCCAUCUUCUUUGUAAAGAAACGGUCGGGGCUUCAUUAUAAAAAAAAACAAAUAUUGGAAUGUUUUCAAUGACUGAUAUGGACUAUUUCAAAUCCUCAUGAGUCUGUUCUUUCCAGUAUCUGUAUAAUCUUAUAUUAAUCACAUCACACGCAGCUUAACCUACCUGCAGUAGGUAUCAUUAUUAUUUUGAUAGACUGUAAUAAAGGAGUACAUUUUGUUUUGUUCAUGAUGGAUUGUACUAUACUAUACAGGGUGUUUUUUUGGGAGCUUUAGUUAAAAGUUUCUGGGAAA
Photinus pyralis (common eastern firefly) is the source of this 1821-nucleotide messenger RNA. RefSeq lists its product as uncharacterized. The record is from RefSeq and is a predicted model, not a curated record. The transcript has 3 exons. Lineage: Eukaryota; Metazoa; Arthropoda; Insecta; Coleoptera; Lampyridae. Bases 28 to 1050 code for a protein of 340 amino acids.